UGGAUCUGCUGUAGCCUGUUGUUGCUGUUCGCUUUCGCCCCGCAUCGGUAGUUCAGUCGGUGUUGUUUUUCCCGCGUUGAUACAAAAGUUGAGGACAGAGGAAAGUGUCCCUCGUCCAGAUCCCAACCUGAGUCUGUCUUCGUCUGAGAAAUGGACGGAGAAGAGGACGACUUCAUGUCCGGGAGCCACUCCGACGACGGCGGCGGCACUCCAGUUCAGGAUGAACACCACGGGUCAGACGGCGAGGAGAUGAGGAGCGACGGGCAUCAAUCUGAGGACGAGGGCAGCAAUGACGACGACGCCCCCAACGCGAUGGAGACCAGCGGGGCAGCCAGCGGCUCCGACAACGAGGAUCACAGGGGGGCCGACAGCGACUCGGAGACGGAGGCUCCUCGGCCCGCCGACAGCGACGACGACUCUCCGGUCAAACGCGGGACGAGCGGCUCGGACAACGAGGACGAGUCGCCCGUCAAACGCGGUGCUUCAGAUAACGAGGAGGGCGGAGGGUCACCUCCCCCCAAACGAGCGGGGAGCUCCUCGGACGUGGAGGACGGGGAGGAGAGGUCCAAAGCGGCCGCAGACAGCGACUCCGAAUGUGACGCCAAACCUGCGGCGUCCCCCGACCGCCGGUCCAACGCUGACAGUGACUCUGACACAGAGACGCCUGGCAGACGCAAGGCGGCACAGAUAGACUCUGAGGAGGAGGAGGAGAAACAGCCGGAGGAGGCAGAGGGAGGAGGAGGGAAGUGGAAGGCUGUGAUGCAGUCUGACAGUGAAGAGGAGGAGGAGGGAAGGAGGAAGGCUGCAGCAGGCAGUGAUGGAGAGCAGCAGGAGGAGGAGAAGGAGCAGAGGGAUGACAGCGACGAUGAGGAGGAGAAGCCAGUGAAGAGGAAGAAGGCCAUCCUGUCAGACAGCGAGGAGGAGGAGGAGGAGAAGGCAGACACACCAGCGGUGAAGCGGAGUCGGGCGGUGUCCGACGACGAGAACUCGGACAGCGACGGGGGGUCGGUCGGUCCCGACAAGAGCCUGGCCGCCAAACUGAGGGAGCUGGGCUCGGACAGCGGGAGCGAGGAGGACGAGCGGUCGAAGGCCGCGGCGGGGAAGAAGGACGAGAAGGCGCUGUUCGGCAGCGACAGCGACUCCGGAGACGGCGACGAGGAGGAGAAAAUGAUCGCAGACAUCUUCGGAGAGUCGGGAGACGAGGAAGAGGAGGAGUUCACGGGCUUCAACCAGGAGGACCUGGAGGGGGACAAGAAGGAGGCCAAGGAGAGGCAGCUGCAGGUGGAGGAGGAGUCCGACUCCGACGAAGGCGUCGACCGCGGCGGCCAAGACACCAGCUUCAUGUCGGACUUCGACCUCAUGCUCGCUCGGAGGAAAGCCAUGAACAGCAAGAGGAGGCGUCACCGCGACGGAGGGACGUUCAUCAGCGACGCCGACGACGUGGUCAGCGCCAUGAUCACCAAGAUGAACGAGGCUGCUGAGGAGGAUCGAACGCUGAACAGCCACAAGAAGCCGGCGCUGAAGAAGCUCACGCUGCUGCCGCAGGUCGUCAUGCACCUGAAGAAGCAGGACUUGAAGGAGACUUUCAUCGACAGCGGCGUGAUGUCGGCCAUCAAAGAGUGGAUCAGUCCUCUUCCAGAUAAAUCGCUUCCCGCUCUCAGAAUCAGGGAGGAGCUCCUCCGGAUCCUACAGGAGCUGCCCAGCGUGAGUCAGGAGACGCUGAAGCACAGCGGGAUCGGACGAGCCGUCAUGUUUCUCUACAAACACCCCAAAGAGUCCAGAUCCAACAAAGACCUCGCUCUCAAACUCAUCAACGAGUGGUCGCGGCCCAUCUUCGGCUUGACCUCCAACUACAAGGGCAUGACGAGGGAGGAGCGUCAGCAGAGAGACCUGGACCAGCAGAUGCCCCAGAGACGACGACUCAGUUCUGGAGGUCAGACGCCUCGGAGAGACCUGGAGAAACAGCUGACCGGAGAGGAAAAAGCUCUGCGACCCGGUGACCCCGGAUUCUGUGCCAGGGCUCGAGUGCCGAUGCCAUCCAACAAGGACUACGUCGUCCGACCCAAGUGGAACGUGGAGGUGGAGUCCAACAGGGGUCCGAUGAAGAAGGGUUUGUCCCGCGUCGAUAAACAGAUGCGUAGAUUUGCUGACAUCCGCCGCCUGACGAAGCCGGGUCACGCCGUCAAAAUCAGCGUGGAAGGAAACCGGAUGCCGCUCUGAUUUUAACCUCCGUAGGAUUUAUUCACUUUUUCUUUUUAUUGUGUUGCUCCUGAACAAUCCCACAGUUCUCCUGCCGCCUCGUCCUCCUCAGGUCCAGAUCUGCCUUACUGAAGGACUGAGGUCUGUGUGACUGAAGUCAGAAUGUGAAAAUCUGCUGUAAACUGUCUGAAACUACAGGAACUCACCUGGAAUCUGUCCAAAACAUCCGAAAUGUUCUCAAAAUGUUUAAUAGAAUCAAAGAUGGCUGCUCCUGUUAGCAGUCAGUCUCCAAACAGCAGCUAAUGUUAGCAUCAGCUACUUUAACUUUAGCUCCAAACCAAUGUUAGCUAAUGUCAGCAUGGUGUUUACAAUACCUCAGAGCCAACUGAGUUAGCUAAUGUUAGCAGUCGACUACGCUAGCUUCUUCUCUUCACCAUCAGCUGUUUGACGGUUUUAAAGUGACGAUUCUCUUAAAAUCCGUCUUUAAAGUAUCGACAUGAACCGAAACAGCUUCUCGGCGUACAGUUCGUCACACGUCAAAGAUUUCUGCACGUUGAUCAGGUGAUGUUGCUUUAACUUACGAAGCAGCUAAAAGUGUUGGACAUGUGUCUCCGUGGAAACUGCACGUAGAGCAGAAGACAGGAAGUAACGCUGACACUGAAUGAGCGUUUUUGAGUCUGUUGGUGUUGAGAGGAUCAGAUGUAGCUGAUCUGAGGAUCAUUUUGAGCUUUUUGUCUAAUAUUUGAGAACAGAACCCCCUCAGGCCCUCUUUCUGAUCAGGUUCCUCCUCCUCAGUCCAGUUUGUCCCCUCUCUGCCCCCAUAGCGGCUGUACACAACCUCUGACCCGUCUGCAGGACUGAGUUCACGCCGCAGUUCUGUCGGAUCCCAGCCAGAUCCCGGUGUAAGAUCUGGAUCAGAGUCGGCGUGUUGGCCCGUCUGUCUGCACUGUUCUGGAUCAGAUGAUACUUUUCUUAAUAAAGACUCAA
Messenger RNA from Chelmon rostratus (copperband butterflyfish), 3186 nucleotides. Its product is annotated as protein IWS1 homolog. Gene Ontology annotation, biological process: poly(A)+ mRNA export from nucleus. Gene Ontology annotation, cellular component: nucleus. Lineage: Eukaryota; Metazoa; Chordata; Actinopteri; Chaetodontiformes; Chaetodontidae. The record is from RefSeq and is a predicted model, not a curated record. The transcript has 15 exons. Bases 151 to 2220 code for a protein of 689 amino acids.